Molecule: messenger RNA, 1347 nt
Organism: Paecilomyces variotii
Lineage: Eukaryota; Fungi; Ascomycota; Eurotiomycetes; Eurotiales; Thermoascaceae
Product: eukaryotic translation initiation factor 3 subunit J
Exons: 3
Coding region: 271-1080 (269 amino acids)
Cellular component (GO): cytoplasm; eukaryotic translation initiation factor 3 complex
Molecular function (GO): translation initiation factor activity
Source: RefSeq, a predicted model, not a curated record
GUAACUAGCGUUCGGGCAUCAAUAAACAACAAUGUAACGACCGUGGGCCCUUGCAGUCACGUGAACUCCCCUCUCUCCCUGCGCUGGCUGAACCGGUGAUGAAAUGCUCCUCCGCCCACAGAAAUUUCCCCUUUCACUCUCCCACUUUCCGCCCUCACACGCGUCUUGCUUUACUGGUUGCUGGUCAGAUUCCGGGACCGGUACUACUGACUCUUAUUUCAAACACGAAAACCUCGCUGUCUGAGCUCAGAACCGGACGUUUUGCCCAUCAUGGCGCCUUCGAAGUGGGAUGAGGAGGAGGAGAGCAGCAGCGGUCCCUCGUCACCGCCUGUCAUUGCUCCCAGGCGCAAGUUCGACGAUGAGGAGGAAGAGGAUGUCCUCGACUCGUGGGAUGCUGCUGAGGACUCUGAAGUAGAGCGCGAGAAGGCUGCUAAGGCCGCUGCGGCGAAGGCCAAGGCCGACGCAGAGGCCGCCGCAAACAAAAAGACCAAGGCUCAGCGGUUAGAGGAGCUCAGGGAGGCCCACCGGCGGCAACGCGAGGCAGAGGAGGACAGUGACGAAGACGAGGAUGAUGCUACGCGCCGAGCGCGCCUACGUGCCACGGAGAAGGAGUCGGACCUUAAGCACGCCGAAGACUUGUUUGGCGAUAUCGACCUGAACCGGAACCGUGGUGCCCCUAAGGCCGUGGUCGUGGGUGAUGCAUCGGACCCUACGCAGGCGAUCGAUCUGUCGGCCAUGCCUCUCUUCAACCCUACGACGAAGGACCAGUUCACCAAGCUCACAGAGACCCUGCUUCCCCUGCUGACACGGCACGCGAAGAAGCCCCAUUAUGCCCUCUGGGCGCAGGACUUCACCAAGAAGCUGGUCAAGGAGCUGAACAGCGGAGAAAUCAAGAAGGCUGCCAGUGGUCUGACGACUCUCAGCAACGAGAAGCUGAAGGAGGAGCGACAAGCAGACAAGGGAGGCAAGAAGUCCAAGGCAGCUAAGAGCAAGGUUUCGCUCGUCGCCCACCGAGACAACCACAUUGACACCACAGUCUACGCUGCUGACGACGAUUUGGGCGAUGACGACUUUAUGUGAUCCCAUUUGGCUUUAGAAAAUUUCCGUCUUCCUGUUGUUCUAUGCUUUGCUUUCUGUCUGCGUGUCUUCGGAUACGGGCAAUUUCUCUUCCUGUCCCAUGAUCUUUACAAUUGUUCACAUCGUACCGUGGUAAUCGGCAUGGUUUAGCCAUUUUUCUUUCUUCUAUAUUCUUUUUCUUUUUCAUUUCCCAUUCUAGAUUGUGUAAAUCCAUUAUCUAAAACAUUACAGUAGAAUCUAUCUAUCAAUCUGCUCCUCUUUUUUCCGUAG